AUGUUUGGCUCGUUUUAUACUCUGGUUAGUGUUAAUUUCCGGAGAAGAUUCAUAACCGGUGUUCAACAAUACCGUCUUCACACAACCGCUGGUCGAUUAGCAGACGAUAUCGAAUACGAUGAAAUACCUGUAUCUCGAAUACGCAAUUUCAGCAUUAUUGCCCACGUAGAUCAUGGGAAGAGCACCCUGGCGGAUCGUUUGCUGGAAAUGACCGGUACGAUAGCGAAGCACUCGGGCAAUAAGCAAGUGCUGGAUAGCUUACAGGUCGAAAAAGAACGUGGAAUCACAGUAAAGGCACAGACGGCUUCGCUCAUCUACAAACACGCGGGACAUCACUACCUGCUGAACCUGAUCGAUACACCCGGUCAUGUGGAUUUUUCGAACGAGGUGUCCCGCUCCUUGGCGGCUUGUAACGGUGUCAUACUGCUGGUGGACGCUAACCAAGGGGUGCAGGCACAAACAGUAGCAAACUAUCACUUGGCCCGCUCAAAACAGCUCGUCAUUGUGCCAGUUUUGAACAAGAUCGAUCUGAAAAAUGCUCGUCCCGAAGCUGUGUGUAACGAGCUGCUGACGCUGUUUGAUAUCGAUCCCGAUGAGGUGCUGAAAGUAUCGGCAAAGCAGGGAACCGGUUGCGACGAGGUGCUUGCCAGCAUUGUCAAUCGAUUGCCUGCUCCGGACGCAAAUCGAGAUGCCAAUUUUCGUGCGUUAAUUUUCGACAGCUGGUUUGAUAAGUACCGAGGAGCGCUCAAUUUAAUUUACAUCCGAGACGGUGAGAUAAGCACCGGCCAGGAGAUCGUUUCGUGCCACUCGGGUAAAACGUACGAGGUGAAAAGUUUAGCAUUGCUACGACCGGAUGAAAGGAAAGUGGAACGACUGGUGGCGGGUCAGGUUGGCCUGCUUGGGUGCAACAUGCGCACCAGCAAGGAAUCGCAAAUCGGUGACACAUUGUACUUGAAAAGGCACAAGACGUGUGUCCCCUUGCCAGGGUUUAAGCCACAGCAACCGAUGGUGUUUGCGGGCGUUUAUCCACCGGAUCAAACGCAACAUCCGGUGUUAAAAAGUGCCAUCGAGAAGCUUGUGCUUAACGAUUCGGCCGUUACCGUAACACCUGACUCGAGUCCGGCGUUAGGACAGGGAUGGCGACUUGGCUUUUUGGGCUUAUUGCAUCUGGAUGUGUUUAGCCAGCGCUUGCAACAGGAAUACGAUGCGGAACCAGUCCUAACAGCACCGUCGGUAACGUACAGAAUCAAACUAAAAGGCACGAAAGCGAUUGCGGCACACGGUGGCAAUGAGAUUGUGCAUAUCAGCAAUCCGGCCCUGCUGCCCGAUCGAACGAUGGUGGAAGAAUAUUAUGAACCGUACGUGUUGGGAACGAUCAUAGCACCGACCGAUUGUGUUGGAGCAAUUAUUGGGCUGUGCGUUGAACGACGAGCGGUUCAGAAAACGUCGAUCAAUAUCGAUAACGAUCGCAUCAUGACCACCUACCUCAUGCCGUUGAAUGAGAUUGUGCUGGAUUUUCACGAUCAAUUGAAAUCGCUUAGCUCAGGUUACGCGAGCUUCGAUUACGAAGAUCAUGGGUACGUUGAGACUAGCAUCGUUCGAAUGGAUGUCCUGCUAAAUGGGCAAAUGGUUGACGAACUGUGCACGAUCACGCACACUAGCAAGGCACAGAGUCAUGCGCGAGAGUUGGUACUAAAGCUGAAGGAGCUUAUCCCGCGGCAAAUGGUACAAAUCGCUAUACAAGCGGUUGUCGGUGGGAAAGUGUUGGCGCGCGAAACUAUAAAGGCAUAUCGGAAGGAUGUUACGGCUAAACUUUACGGCGGUGAUGUUACCAGACGCAUGAAGCUGCUCAAGCAACAGUCAGAGGGAAAGAAAAAAAUGAGAUCGAUUGCAAACAUUAAUGUUCCUAGGGACACAUUUAUAAAUGUGUUGAAGCGUUAG
This is a messenger RNA of Anopheles maculipalpis, 1941 nucleotides long. It is a transcript of the gene waw, whose product is annotated as translation factor GUF1 homolog, mitochondrial. Gene Ontology annotation, molecular function: GTPase activity; mitochondrial ribosome binding; GTP binding. Lineage: Eukaryota; Metazoa; Arthropoda; Insecta; Diptera; Culicidae. The record is from RefSeq and is a predicted model, not a curated record. Gene Ontology annotation, cellular component: mitochondrion. The transcript has 3 exons. Gene Ontology annotation, biological process: positive regulation of translation. The coding region runs from base 1 to 1941 and encodes 646 amino acids.